Messenger RNA from Exaiptasia diaphana, 997 nucleotides. RefSeq lists its product as uncharacterized. NCBI's taxonomy places the organism in Eukaryota, Metazoa, Cnidaria, Anthozoa, Actiniaria, Aiptasiidae. Bases 135 to 536 code for a protein of 133 amino acids. The transcript is spliced from 4 exons. The record is from RefSeq and is a predicted model, not a curated record.
UGUACAAGCGCUGGUCGUAACAGACAGGAAGUCAGCCUUUAACUCUCCUUUAACGYCAGAUCACCCUAYUUAAACCAUUUGUAGUCGUCUUCUCGCAGAAUGUUGUAAAUGAACCUUGGUAGCAGUCAGCCAUUAUGAAGGAAGUUCUAUAUAUCGUGAUUAAAUUGGUGGUUUUGCUCAACGUGCGCACGGGAGGAAUUCUUAUCAACAAUGGUGAAGUAGACGAAUCAAUACAGAAAUAUCAUGAAGUUAUUGUAAAACAAUUGAAUGGYGGUCGCUGGAGAAGAUCCAUGGAGACGCUGUCAACCGUGUCAAACWCCAAGAAAGGUCAUCACGACCAAGUCACGUUUUCCGUCGGUGGUUUUCAAAAUAACAAAUGGAUUCUCAACUUAUCUCUCAACCAGCUAUUACUGCCUUAUGGGUCAAAAACAAGGUUCACGAAUCAAGAYGGGAACGAGCAAGCUAUCCCUUCUMGGGUUUGUUGUCUUUAUAAAUAUUUAUCCAGUUUAAUGCAGUUAAGAAGAUUUGUAUUCUAAUGCAUUCGCCAGCUAGUUUUCAGCCGGUGUACAUGAAAUUGGAAUUGAAAUUGAAURCAAUUAAAGGUGUGACCGGAAGUAUAUUGAACUGAGACGUGAUGGCUAGCAGGAAUUGAUCAACUUGGCCAGAUUUUGUCCAUUUGACUGCAAAGGAAUUUGAACUUUCUUUCUUUUUUUUUGGCCAGUGCAUUUAGUUAAUGAUUGCAGGUUAAGAGUGAUUUUGRCUCAAUUUGAUUAAGAUACCAGAAUAAACUAAAUGGUAAUGGGGCUUAAUUUGAUGGUUUGUGCAAAAUGCUGUGGUUUAAAGACAAUCACUUAAACGAUAAUCUGAUUAAAGGACACAGCAAUUUUCUAAAGUAAUUGGAAUGGCAUGAGUUCAGUUACUGACUGAAUAAGCACUAUAACAUCUGGAAAAAUCUACAUUGACAGUAUAUCAUGUUUAAAUGAAAGCUGACCACAAU